Erigeron canadensis is the source of this 3774-nucleotide messenger RNA. Its product is annotated as protein STICHEL-like 4. Gene Ontology annotation, molecular function: ATP binding; ATP hydrolysis activity; DNA-directed DNA polymerase activity. Gene Ontology annotation, cellular component: nucleus; DNA polymerase III complex; DNA replication factor C complex. The transcript is spliced from 7 exons. Gene Ontology annotation, biological process: DNA repair; DNA-templated DNA replication. NCBI's taxonomy places the organism in Eukaryota, Viridiplantae, Streptophyta, Magnoliopsida, Asterales, Asteraceae. Bases 358 to 3465 code for a protein of 1035 amino acids. The record is from RefSeq and is a predicted model, not a curated record.
UUAAUCUACUCUAUACAACGAUACAAAACACACUCAGAGCUGGUUUCAUAGCAAAGUGUCAAGUUCCAAAGCACUAUUGUCAGCAUCAACAAUCUUACAUCACCCAUGCUCCCCUGCUCUCUCUCUCUCUCUCUACAAACAAAAAACACAACAUUUUUUCUCUCUCUAGAACCUGCCUGCAUCUUUCUCAGUCUCUGUUACUAACGAACAUUUUAUAGACCCCUUUUUGUUUGCAAAAAACACACACUAAAAGGUGUAAACUAUGUGUGCCACCUCAAACCUCGUGAAGAAAAAGAUCUGAGAUUUAAUGAUGGAAACGGGUCACUUGCAACUUUGCCUCUAAUUCAGAAUCGGAUCAUGACCAGAGUUGUUCGUGACCGCAUACUUAAAGAUGCAAAUGGUGAUAUUAGUGAUCAUCUACGCAACCAUAUCCAUUUGACAAAUUGUAUACACUUGAAAAACCAUAUGCACAAAAAUAGCCCUAUAAUCACUGAUAGGUCCCUUAUUCGGGACCUUGCUGUUCUUCAAAGGUCGCGAUCUUUAAGGGAUCCCUCUAUGAGUCCACCCCCAUUUCAGUCCCCUUCAGCCCAGGAGCAGCCACCAAAAGAUGCUGCUGGCGGCAGUGGUGGUGGAAGGCAGUCUAUUGGUUUAUCGGGUAACUUAUCAUCAAAUUUGGGAACGGGUGAUGUAACCCGUAGAAGAAAUAAGAAAGAAGAAUCGAGUGGAAGGAGUUUUAAGGAUGAUUCUCCAUUAGACGCUGCCAAUCUGGCUCGUGAUAUUUAUCCUGGAAGUUCCGAUAGCAAAAGUAAACAAAAAGGGCGGAAAAGUAAGCAAGAUGAUCAUGUGAAGACUCUUUCUCAACAGUUGAACGAUGUCCCACAUGAUAGUGACAAUGUAGCUUCGUCACAUAAUCAUUUCCAUGGUAGUAUGGAGGUAGAAUCCAGUCUUCAUGGCCAUGGUCUUAAUAGGGUCAAAAGGCGAAAAUUUAAAGGCGGAAGACGAGUUUCUCGGGUAGUCAAAAAUGAAACUUCCAUGGCUUCUAAUUUCGUAGAUCAUGGUGCAUCACACUCUAAGCAUCAUACUGAAUAUGGUGGUGAACAGAAUGUGACAGGGGGUCCAAAAAAUGGUUGUGGGAUUCCAUUUAAUUGGUCAAGAAUUCACGAUCGUGGAAAGUCAUUUCUUGAUAUAGCAGGAAGAAGUCUCUCGUGUGGAUUAUCAGACUCGAGAUCAAAGAGAGAUGGCCAACGGGACUCUAGUCAGAUACCCAUUAUCUCUGAUCACUCUACUUCAUCUACCAAUGGUGAAUCAUUACCUUUGUUAAUGGAUGGUUCUCAAGAAAGUCGAGAAAAUCCUGCUGCAUGGGUGCAUGACUAUUCUGGUGAAUUAGGUCUUUAUGCCGAUAACCUUUUAAAUAGUGAAAUCGACUCGGAUCUUGCUUCUGAAGCUCGAUCCGGUCAUCAAAGACGAUUUCGUGAUAAUACUCGGCACCAGAAUUUCACUCAAAAGUACAUGCCUAGGACGUUUCGAGAUUUAGUUGGACAAAAUUUGGCAGUCCAAGCUCUCUCAAAUGCUAUAGCCAAAAAGAAAGUAGGUUUGCUCUAUGUAUUUUACGGGCCUCAUGGCACUGGUAAGACCUCAUGUGCACGUAUAUUUGCUCGAGCUCUAACCUGUCAAUCAUUAGAUCAUCCAAAACCAUGUGGGUACUGCAAUUCAUGUGUAGCACAUGAUAGGGGAAAGAAUAGGAGCGUUCGUGAAGUGGGUCCUGCGAAUAAUCUCGGGUACAAACGUCUUAUGGAAGUUAUAGAACAUAUGGUUGUUUCUCAGCUACCGUCACAGUAUCGAGUGAUCAUAAUCGAUGAUUGUGAUACUUUGCCUCCCGAUUGUUGGAGUGCUAUAUCUAAGGUUAUUGAUCGAGCUCCCAGGCGUAUGGUUUUUCUACUAGUCAAUUCAAGUCUUGAUGUUUUGCCGCAUAUAAUAAUUUCCAGGUGUCAAAAGUUCUUCUUCCCAAAGUUGAAAGAUGCGGACAUUAUCUAUACGUUACAAUGGAUUGCAACAAAAGAGGAAUUUGAAAUUGAUAAAGAUGCAUUGAAGCUUAUAGCUUCAAGAUCUGAUGGAUCUUUAAGGGAUGCGGAAAUGACGCUCGAGCAGCUGAGUCUACUUGGGCAAAGAAUAUCUGUACCACUUGUUCAAGAACUGGUUGGACUUAUAUCUGAUGACAAAUUGGUUGACCUACUCGAUUUAGCAUUAUCAGCAGAUACAGUGAAUACCGUGAAGCAUUUGAGAGAAAUUAUGGAGUUGGGUGUUGAGCCAUUAGCUUUAAUGUCACAACUUGCAACUGUAAUAACCGAUAUUCUUGCGGGUAGUUAUAAAUUCUUUAAAGAAAGGCCAAGAAGGAAGUUCUUUAAACGACAAGCUUUAUCUAAAGAAGAUAUGGAGAAGCUGCGGUUGGCACUAAAGACAUUGUCUGAAGCAGAAAAGCAGCUCCGAAUGUCAAAUGAUAAGUUGACAUGGUUGACGGCUGCUUUAUUGCAGCUUGCUCCUGAUCAGCAGUAUGUGUUACCCACAUCUUCUGUGGAUACAAACAUUUAUCACAGUCCACCUGGGUUAAAUAAUGACGGAGUAAGAGACAGGGCCCGGAAAAGUAAUUUUGAGCAUGGUGAGAUGUUUGCAACUCAAAGGGGUCCCAUGAAAAAUAAUGAAAGUUCUAGUGGGAUUCAUAUGAAAAGGAAAGAAGAUAUAUAUCGGCAAGAAAUUGAAGAAAUUUGGUUGGAGGUGCUAGAGAAUAUUCAAAUAAACAGCAUAAAAGAGUUCUUGUAUCACGAAGGAAGGAUGACAGGACUCAGUUUUGGUGCAGCUCCCACUGUUCAGCUUAUUUUCACUUCACAUGUGACAAAAGCUAAGGCAGAGAAAUUCAAAACACAUAUUCUGAAAGCUUUUGAGCAUGUUCUUGGAUCACCUGUUACAAUUGAAAUCAGAAGUGAAUCUCGGAAAGAAGUAAGUUCAACUCAUGAAGAUUCAUAUGCAAAACGAAGAAGUGAGAUAAUUGAGAUAGAGGCUUCUCCCAGAGAACCAAAAACUAAGUUGCAUAUAGAUAUUAAUAAUGAUAAUGAUAAAAUAGAAGCAGCCCCAUCUCAUAAAAGUUCAAGUGUCGGUUUCCCAAGGAGAUUAGGGGAACAAAAUCAUUCAAUGAGUAUAGUUAGAGGUAAAGUUUCUCUUGCAAGUGUAAUUCAGCAGGCAGAAUCUCAGCGAAAUGGUUGGUCAGCACGCAAAGCUGUUUCAAUUGCAGAGAAGCUUGAACAAGAAAAUCUGAGAUUGGAACCGAGAUCCAGAAGCUUGUUGUGCUGGAAGGCAUCUAGAGUUGCCCGACGGAAGAUUUCUCGAUUAAAAUUUAGACCGAGAAAACCACGGGCUUUGCUGAGAUACGUGUCCUGUGGGAGGUGUCUUUCAACUAGAUCACCCAGGUAAUACCAAAAUUUGUAGCACGGGUUAAUCUUCAUUUUUAAGCAUCUAUUAAUUAGUUAAUUAGUUUUUUCUUUUUCCCCAAUAAAAGUGAAUUCCAAGAACAGUGGAAAAGGGCAAAUGUGCAUUUCUUAUAUUUUUUUUUUUUCUAGAUUUAAGUUCUUUGUAGACCUUAUGUAGUUGUAAACAUUUGUAAUGUAAUUCUUUUCUUCAAUUGUAUUCUUUAUAGAACAUAUUCCCAAAAGAUAUGGCUAAAAACUUGUCUACCUUAUUUCAGUUGACAUGUUGAUUAUUCAUUUUCUCUUUUGUCAUCAA